Molecule: messenger RNA, 6254 nt
Organism: Myotis myotis
Lineage: Eukaryota; Metazoa; Chordata; Mammalia; Chiroptera; Vespertilionidae
Gene: PATZ1
Product: POZ/BTB and AT hook containing zinc finger 1
Exons: 3
Coding region: 31-1644 (537 amino acids)
Biological process (GO): regulation of immune system process; negative regulation of transcription by RNA polymerase II; regulation of cytokine production
Cellular component (GO): nucleus
Molecular function (GO): protein binding; DNA-binding transcription factor activity, RNA polymerase II-specific; RNA polymerase II cis-regulatory region sequence-specific DNA binding
Source: RefSeq, a predicted model, not a curated record
GGCCGGGUGUGUGGGGAGGGGGCGGCGGACAUGGAGCGGGUGAACGACGCUUCCUGCGGCCCGUCGGGCUGCUACACCUACCAGGUGAGCAGGCACAGCACCGAGAUGUUGCACAACCUGAACCAGCAGCGCAAAAACGGCGGGCGCUUCUGCGACGUGCUCCUGCGGGUGGGAGACGAGAGCUUCCCUGCGCACCGCGCCGUGCUGGCCGCCUGCAGCGAGUACUUUGAGUCGGUGUUCAGCGCCCAGUUGGGCGAUGGCGGAACUGCGGACGGGGGUCCCGCUGACGUGGGGGGCGCAGCGGCGGCCCCGGGCGGCGGGGCUGGGGGCAGCCGGGAGCUGGAGAUGCACACCAUCAGCUCCAAGGUGUUUGGGGACAUCCUGGACUUCGCCUACACUUCUCGCAUCGUGGUUCGCCUGGAGAGCUUCCCCGAGCUCAUGACGGCUGCCAAGUUCCUGCUGAUGAGGUCGGUCAUUGAGAUCUGCCAGGAAGUCAUCAAACAGUCCAAUGUGCAGAUCCUGGUGCCCCCUGCCCGGGCUGACAUCAUGCUAUUUCGUCCCCCUGGGACCUCAGACUUGGGCUUCCCUUUGGACAUGACCAACGGGGCAGCCUUGGCAGCCAACAGCAAUGGCAUUGCAGGCAGCAUGCAGCCCGAGGAGGAGGCAGCUCGGGCAGCUGGGGCAGCCAUUGCCAGCCAAGCCUCCUUGCCUGUGUUACCUGGGGUGGACCGCUUGCCCAUGGUGGCUGGACCCCUGUCCCCCCAACUGCUGACUUCCCCAUUCCCCAAUGUGGCAUCCAGUGCCCCUCCCCUGACUGGCAAACGAGGCCGGGGCCGCCCAAGGAAGGCCAACCUGCUGGACUCAAUGUUCGGGUCUCCAGGGGGCCUGAGGGAGGCAGGCAUCCUUCCAUGUGGCCUGUGCGGGAAGGUGUUCACUGAUGCCAACCGGCUCCGGCAGCACGAGGCCCAGCACGGUGUCACCAGCCUCCAGCUGGGCUACAUCGACCUUCCUCCUCCCAGGCUGGGUGAGAAUGGGCUACCCAUCUCGGAGGACCCGGAUGGACCCAGAAAGAGGAGCCGGACCAGGAAGCAGGUGGCCUGUGAAAUCUGCGGCAAGAUCUUCCGUGAUGUGUACCAUCUCAAUCGGCACAAGCUUUCCCACUCGGGGGAGAAGCCCUAUUCCUGCCCUGUGUGUGGGCUGAGGUUCAAGAGAAAAGAUCGCAUGUCCUACCAUGUGCGGUCCCACGACGGGUCUGUGGGCAAGCCCUACAUCUGCCAGAGCUGUGGGAAAGGCUUCUCCAGGCCUGAUCACUUGAAUGGACAUAUCAAGCAGGUGCACACUUCUGAGCGGCCUCACAAGUGUCAGGUGUGGGUUGGGAGCAGCAGCGGCCUGCCGCCCCUGGAAUCUCUUCCUAGCGACCUGCCAUCAUGGGACUUUGCCCAGCCUGCUUUGUGGAGGUCGUCCCAUUCGGUUCCUGACACCGCCUUUUCCCUUUCUCUAAAAAAAUCCUUCCCAGCCCUCGAAAACCUGGGCCCAGCACACUCCAGCAACGCUCUCUUCUGCCCAGCCCCUCCGGGAUAUCUGCGGCAGGGCUGGGCCGCCCCCGAGGGCAGCCGGGCCUUUCCCCAGUGGCCUGUGGGCUAGCCUGGCCUCCCGGAGAGGGUUUUCGGUGGAGGGACCGGGAGCGGCGGUUGCUCUGAGACCCUUGCUUUUGGAGAGGCCAGCGGAGUGGUUCCCACCCACCACGCCUGGCUCCUCCCAGGGUGGCCUGGAGUCUUUCCCAGCUCAGGGACCCCAGAUGGGACAGCAAGAAGCUCCUUGGUCCCCACCCACUCAGGCUCAGGUCCCCCUGGAGGUCCCUCCUUGCCUGGGUGAUGGUGGAGGUUGGUGCAUUCCUGAGAACUAAGCCACUGGCUUCUGUGCUUCCCCUCCGCCUGGCAUCACCUCCCCUAAGGCAGGGAGGGGUUUUCUAGAAUGGGGCCUGGCCACCCCUCCCCCCACCCUGGGAGUGAAUGCCCCACCAGAGGAGAUGCUGGUGCCACUCCAGCUGGGUCAUCCCCCGCUGCCCUGCGCUUCCCUUCCCCUCAGACAGGUCCUGCUUUCAUUUCUGGCUAGUGAAUUAGACUUUUGUGUUUUCGAGGUUUAUUAGCAGGUCUGCUCAGGAACUAGACUAACCAGUAGCUUUGUAUUGGGUCACCCCAGCAUAUAGCUUUGGGGCUGAUAAAGCAGAUGUAUGUAGACGCCCCCUCUUGGGUCCUGUUGGUGUGCCCUUUAGCCCCCGCGGGCUCCGUGGGGUAACAGGAGUGAUGAUAAAAGUUUUAAUUCUAACAUUUGAGGCUUUGUGUGUUUUGUCCUUGGUUUGUGUCAUAACACUGACAUCAUUGUCCCUGGGUGUCCACGCCCUCUCAACCAGCCCUCGGGCAGACCUGCUGGCCCUGCCUCCAGUCCAUAGCCAGAACUCCUCUACCGGUGACCCAGCAGGUAAAGGCAUGCUGGCUCUCAUGUGCGGGGCUGGCCCAUCAGGUGUGCCUGGGCUUGGUUAACCAGCAGGGGCAUCUGUUUUGCAUGGAGUAUAUUCUAAAAGCCUCAGAGGUGACUAUCGCUCUCUGGGAGUUGGUUCUUUGGGCCCCUGGCAAAGCUGGGCAUGUACCUCGCAGCCCCUCCUGAUGCCACAGAGGACGGAGAGCCAGUUACCAAGGCUGGGCCACAGCUUGAGUGAAAGGGCUAGCCAAAUGUCAGGGCAUGAACCCUCAGGUUGGCAGUGACACAGAAGUCGCCUCAGGGCUGGGCCUGAGAGUCCUUAACUGGCGGCAUCUCUCAGUGCCGUGGGCUAGGACAUUUCCCCCUUGGAGCUCAGCCUAAGUGGAGAGGCUAGAGCAGCUGAGAAAUCUCCCAUUGCUUCCAGUGGCCCCACUUCUCAGGGGCUAGUGGGGGGCUUGGGCUGGAGGGGUAGCUUGUUAGAGAAGGAAUGCUAGAGGUGGGAAUAAGGGAGCUGACGCCGGGAAGAAGGGCGCCAGCAAGGCCUCUGGUGCCAGGCCUCCAUGCAUAGCCCAUAGCCUUCCCCAGGGCUGUGGAGAGAUUGCUUGGGACAUCCCCUGAGGCUGGCCAACUUCAAAGCCACCCGAGGGCAGGUGUGAUUAGUUCCUGGUACCAUUGGGCUCUCUUUCUGAGCUGCUCCACCCUUGGGAAGAACAGCACUGGGAAGUCUGGGAUAGGGAGAACCUGGGGGUGUGGGUGGGGAAGUGAGCAUGUCUGGGGCUCAGUGUGGAGUGGUGAUGAGCAGACGUAACCCAAGCUCAGGUUGGCUGGGCUGGGAGCUGGCAUUUGUGCUUAGCAAUAGCAGGCUGCCUAAGUACAGGGCAGCCGUUCCAAGCGCCACCGGCAAUCAAUGGCUCACUGCAGGCUCACUCUUGUCCCAUCAGGGUCCCUCUCCUCCCUGUCUCCUGGAAGGGAAAUGCCUUUCUCUGGAGUUGCCCCCGCAUGGAGGUUCUGGGUGAUCCCCUCUUUGAUAUGUCUCCCCUCAGCCACUGGCAUCUGUCCCUCCUCUCCUGGGUCAUGUGACCAGCCUCUUUAUGUCCUGUGUUCUCUGACCUUCUGGCAGGUGUAGACUCAGACUCACACACUUGCAAGAUUCCCCCAGAAAACUUUGGGGACUCGGCCAAGAAGGGUCAACUCUGGCGCAGAAAAGCCAACAAUCGCUCCAGUUUGGCUUUGUCACACGGUGAAAGUUUUUGUUGUGCUUUGUGUCUUUUUCCCAGCAGCAGAUUUACAUUCCUAAUGAUGUUUGCCCAGGCUGAAGUUAGCCUUCAUUCCUGGAGAGAUCAUCAAUGGAGGAUGGGUGGGGGGAGCCGGCCUGGUCUGAGAUUUUAAUUUUGCUUAGCUAAUCCUCCAGCUGGAUAAUCCACUUGUGGAUAAUUGAGGUUUGGCGGUCCAUUAUCUUUAGCCAGCAAAGUAUGACAAGCAGUGCUUUAAGGGACAGGUCCCAAAAGAAGGCUGGCGAGAGAAACAAGGCAUCUCUUUCAUAUCCGUCUAGUGGCACCCUCUCCCGGGGAACUCGGGAGACAGUCCUGAAUGCGCGCUUUCAGCUGCACGUUCUCACACCUGGGCCAUGUGUUGUUCCUUUGAGUUCCGAGGCACAGGCCACAUGGCCUCUCAUCAUUGGGUAGGUGACUGGCUGGCAAAGCUGGCUCUUGACUGCGGAUAAAUCGACAGGUGCGCCCUCCAGAGGGUGUUGACAGCAGCCCUUGCUCUGGUUCACAGGCCGGGGGGCCAGGUGGAGAUUCAGUCUCUCUCCCCCCUCACUCUGGCCUAUAAUUGGGUCUAGCGGUCCCUUAAUGAGGCGGGGCCGACCUGUGGCCAUGAGACCAAGCACCCAUGAUGCUUUCUGAGGCACCUAAGUGUUCGCGUUCCCCUGUACAGUCCUGUCACCUCUUCCUGCCAGGGGAGCCCUGGCCACCAAAUACACGGUGUUAAAAAGUCUCGGCACCUUUCACUGGCGAGAAGCGACCUCUACUGAGCCUAGAGAUGGUGAGGGCACAGGCUCGGGUGACUCACAGGCCAACUGUCCCGUGUCCUCUCAGGGCCUCCGUCUGCCCCGCAGGACAUCAGGGAAGACAGGGACCCCGGGGCAGCCGGAGGGAUCGGUAGGGUACUGGGCUGGCAUGGCAGGGUGUUCAGACCGCUGCUUUCUCUAGUAGCCGAAUGUGCUUUGGGCAAAUCACUUUCUAAACUCAGCUUCCUCAUUUGUCAAACGAAUAAACUCAAUAUAUGAAACAAAUAAAAGCGGUCUUUUGUUAGUAUACAUUGUUCUGUUCAGAUUUGUAACGUUUACUUAAAAGAUAAUGAGAACAGCAAGGCCUGUCCUGAUACACACAGACACUGGGGAUUAGGGUAGCAGCCAUGGCAUUUGGCCUGCACAGUAUCACGUGGGUUUGUUUCUUGCUUUUGGUUGGACAGUAAGGAGACAGAUAACUGUACUUGUGCAGUAAGGAAAUAGGUGAGUGUAUGUGAUGACUGCACUGCUCACUUACCUUAAGGAUCUCAGGAUAUGCUUCUGUUAAACAGACACAGUAGGAGCAAGUUAGCAGGGUAGUAGCAGGUCUUCAGUGGGUUAACGUUCGAUCUGUAAUGCUCUUAAAGGGGCAGGCUGCUUUCUCUUGAAGUUCUACAACAGUAAACAUACACAGAGAAAUGAGAGACUCGACUAGGACCCCGGGAACACUUCCAUAGAAUCAAAAUAGCCGGAGAGUCACCGGACUGAACUCUCCUGAGGACUUUCCUGACAUUCCGUGGCCCCCAAGGCCCGUGCAAGCCCCAGCUGAGGAAAGGGUGCUGGGGGGAGAUCAGGGACUGAGGCUGAGUCAGGUUCCAGACACAGGAAAUGCCCGGGGCUUGGGCCUGCCCUCCCAGGGUGCGGGUGCUGACCCUUAUCACCUGAGUCAUCUGCCCCUGGGACCUGGCCAUGAGUUGGUGGUCACGGCACAACUUUCUGUGACCGCACUCUUGGGAGGUGAUAACACAGCCUACCCCGGAAGGCUACUGUAAGGAUGGACCUGGUGAGAUAAGUGCCUCUAAAAGACUAAGCGCGGUGCCCGCCUGGCACGGAGUGAGUGCUCGAUCAAUGUAGGGUAGCAUCACCUUCCUUGUUCUUACCAGCACUUCCCCAACUUAACAUUUCACAAAUGCUCCCAAAGCCUCUGGCCCGCCUUCUCUCUGCUCUUUCUCCUGUUAGCAGCAUGGACGCUAUCAUGUUAGGGGCUGCUUUUUCAAUACAGACUCGCGAGAAUAUGGGAGUAAUCUAUGGGCUUUGUCCUGCUUUUCCUUUCCCUGUGGCCAGGACGAACAUUCACUUUUGAAUAAAGGGAAUAAAUGGAAUUCUUUGUAUAAAGCAACUAGGGAAACCCAGGAUAGAGAACAGGAAGACUGUUUAUAUGCCAGGAACUCUUGUGUAAAUUCCCUUACAGUCAAUGCAUCUGAAUGUUUACAAAUGAACAAAUGCAUCAUCUUCGUUUUGUAGGGGAGCAUAGUGUGCCGUGCUGUGGUAGUCAUGGGAACCAGGAAUUCCAACGCCAGUGUCCCGUGUGGGCAAUCAGAGCAGCGGGCUGGCCUGUGGGGGAGAAAGCCUAGGCCGUGUUCUGAAGCUCUCUGAACAAGGAGUCGAAUGCGUCGGCCAGAAGUGGUUUUGUUUCGCGGCACGCUCGGUGAGGAGUCAGGCGCGGCAUGCCAGCUUUCCCCUCAUCCCGUUUUCCUUUCUG